Molecule: messenger RNA, 552 nt
Organism: Phytophthora nicotianae INRA-310
Lineage: Eukaryota; Oomycota; Peronosporomycetes; Peronosporales; Peronosporaceae
Exons: 1
Coding region: 1-552 (183 amino acids)
Source: RefSeq, a predicted model, not a curated record
AUGACAACCAACAGGCUGCUCAGGGCGAGUGAUGAAGCGCAAAAAGAUGACGAAGAGAGAGGAAUCGUACUUACGGGUUUCCAGAAUCGGAUUGAGUCGGGUACCGAUAAAAUUGAGCAACAUCUGAAACAUAUAUCGUGGCUUGCGCAAGGGAGAUCCGCUGGUGGAGCUUUCAAGUCAUACAAGCUCGACAAAACGAACGCGCUAUUCACUAGCGACGAUAUCGUGAAGUGGUCGAAGUACGUGAGAGCCAAGGUCGGCAAAGAAAACGAGGGGAAAACAAUGAUCGACACUUUGCUAGAUCACUACGACAACUUUGCGCUGGCACAGAUGAUCGAAUCGGCCAAGAUUUCGACCAAUCUGGACAUUAAAAGACUUGCACCAAAGCUGCAGGAGGCGCAAUUUACAAAGUGGAAGCAACACCACGUGGAGCCUGGUAAGAUAAAACAGAGGUUGGAAGCACUUGACAGUUCAGGUUGGUGGUCUACACUCAACAAGGGGCUUGUAGAGGAAUACACGCGUUUUUGGAUGAGGCCAGCUCAGAAGAAAUAG